AUGAUCUCAGGCGACCACUUGGUUCGCUCCUACUCUUCGUCGCCCUCCUCCUGCGACCACAGCGGCGGCGUCUACGAAGAGUCUCAUCCGACGGCGACGAACGCGUUCGUCGCAGCCGAAAAUCGCCAAAUCUCCCUCAACUUCUUCGCCGACAACAACUUGGUAACCAGUUAUCCAUAUUCGGAAAGACUUUUCGCGAUUUGCAAAAAGGAGUUUGUAAAAAAAAAAUCGAACCCAUGAAAUAAGAGCUCUUGGAUGCCAAAAAUGAGAAAAUUAAAAAUAUCCAGGAAAGACGUUUGAAAACCAAAAAAUCAGCUCUUUAGGAUUUUAAGAAAAGGUCUGUUGAAAUUGUGAAUGCGGAUUUUUUGAAACUUUCCGGCACUACUCCCUGAGGCUUUUUCUGGACACCUCAUUUUUGGUUUUGAGACUUGAUUUCUGCAAAAGAUCUCUCAGACUUGCUCGACUGGAAGUAAUUUUAAAAAUUUCUAAGUUUAAUCGAAAACUACUUGAUUAGAAACCUUCCCUAUUGGACCUCAUAGAGAAUUAAGGCGUGCCAAAAAAACUUUAAUUCUUUUUCUCCAUCUUGAACUUUAUAAUUAUUUUUUUAGAAGUCGCUGAUCUUUCUUUGAAACUCGAAGUACUUUGAGACAGAAAGCUUUUCCACCUCAGCAUCUGUUUAUUUUAUAAAGAUAAAUUAAUUAAAAAGUUUGGAAUAUUUUAAUGAGGUUUUUCAGUUUCUUAUAAUAGUUAAUUUUUUUGAAAUCGAAGGAUAUAUUACUCGUUAUAUAUACUUGAAUAAAUUCCUCUUUUCUGCAGUUGUGCGAACAUCUAAACGACGAGUCAUCAGCGGCGACGACGACAUCUGAAACGACGACGACGGCGAGUUCAGAAUCCCCAGAACCCGAGCCAACCACCAUCGACGCCAUCAUGACGUCGUCAUCGACAAUGACUACAGAUGAGGUCCCGACGACGACAACCACGACGACAUCGCCGCCGUCGACCCCCAGUGAACUCUUCGACGCCAUCCAACGGUUCCAGGAACAACAGCAACAACGUCACAUCGCCUUGUUCAACUCCCUGGCCCAGAAUAUCGGCGCCGACCCGGUAACGUCGCCGCCAAGUCUUCUGAAUUUCGGACUGCCGUUGGCUGGGGCUGCUGCCGAUUUGUCGACGUUUGCCGGCGAUUCCGGAUCGUCCACCAAAGGCGUUACGCCAAAGAGGGGUGAGUAGGAGCAGCGUUGCAAAUGAUUUAUAAAUGAAAUUUCAACUUUCAAAACGGUUUUUUUUCUGAUCAAUGACUUGUUCUCCGGUUUUUUAUAUAGCUAAAUUCUGACCGAAUCAUUGGAAAAUCAAGUUUCGAGAAAGAUUUUCUGAAACAAUAACUAGCUAAAUAGUGUCUGAAAAACGUCACAGAUUGAUAUAUAGACUAGAAAACCUCUCGGUAAUUCAGCCGAGACCAUUUUUUUCGAAGAAAAAUUUUUCCGUUUUUAAGUAAAGACGUAAGUAAAUGGAUAACGAAGGGCAUAUUAUUCAAUUAAUUCAAUUCCAAACGUACAUAGUAUUUGAGAAUGGAAAACAAGUUUAAUUCUGACCUUAAUAAGCUCCACAGCGACUAUAGUCUAUUUCAAGGGCUUUGCUGGGGUUUUAGAAGUGCGAAUUUGUCUCGUGAAAUUUCUAUGAUUUAUUAUACUGGCUAGAAAAAAAUCCUGCCAAAAAUAUUUUGAUUUUUCUGCUUUAUCCGGAUGAUUAUGUGCGAUUUUUAUGUAAUUCUAGUCUUUUAGGUGACCAUAGGAGGUUUUGAAACACUCUAUAUAAUAAUGUAUAAUCCUGGGUGGUUUUAGAGGAUUUCUAACCCUUCGACACAAAUUUGGACGAUGUGAGUAAGAUCUUGUCUGAUUAGAGGUUGAUAUGUAAUAACUUUAGAACUAUCAGGUAUUUUAGAAAUGCUAGGUGAGUCAAGGUGGUUAUAGGGAGUAGUUUGGCGAAUCUGAAAAUUUUCAAAAAACUUUUAGGUAUUUUAAUGAUUGCGAAGAAAAAUUUUUCCCAGUCUCUGAGGAACUCUAAAAGAUUAAUUAAUUUAAUUUAUUUCAGAAACUUCGAAUCCGCCGUACUCGCCGUGGAUGCGAAACGCUGGCCGGAAAAAAUCGCACCCCGUUUGGGAGUUUUUUCGUGAUUUGAAAGACACUCGUGAGUUUUUUGAAUAAUCCCGAAAAUAAAUUGCAAAUUCUCCAGAAGGUACCGGCGGUGUGAUGUGUCUGCACUGUGCGUGGCAAGGCGAUGACCGAAGUCCCAACAAUUUGCGGACACAUUUGAAGAAGUUCCACACGGACGAUGGGAUCUUCCAACGGUUCAGCUUCCGCUUGUCCCAGGUAUCAAUUUUCACAUCGAGGUUCUCAAAAGUUUGACUGGUAUCUUUUCAAUUUAAGCCUACUAGGGAGUUUUUAGGACAAGAACUGA
Caenorhabditis auriculariae is the source of this 2457-nucleotide messenger RNA. NCBI's taxonomy places the organism in Eukaryota, Metazoa, Nematoda, Chromadorea, Rhabditida, Rhabditidae. The record is from the annotation of a GenBank genome assembly.